This is a messenger RNA of Arvicola amphibius (Eurasian water vole), 3970 nucleotides long. It is a transcript of the gene Zranb3, whose product is annotated as zinc finger RANBP2-type containing 3. Gene Ontology annotation, molecular function: ATP binding; zinc ion binding; ATP-dependent chromatin remodeler activity. The record is from RefSeq and is a predicted model, not a curated record. The transcript has 21 exons. Gene Ontology annotation, cellular component: nuclear replication fork. NCBI's taxonomy places the organism in Eukaryota, Metazoa, Chordata, Mammalia, Rodentia, Cricetidae. Gene Ontology annotation, biological process: DNA repair; replication fork processing. Bases 233 to 3418 code for a protein of 1061 amino acids.
ACUUGCGAAAACCUUGGCGGGAGUUGCAGAUUCUCAAGCUAGCACACCAGUAUUGGCGGUCUGGGAGUGCUGUGUGGGGCAAGAGGUGGGAAAUUGAAUAUAUUUUAGUUGCGUUUUAAGAAAAGAGUGGGCAAGAGUCGGGCGUCGUGGCUCAUGCCUAUCACAGCAAGAAGCCGAAAGAUCGAGGCGAGUUUACAAGCUGCGCUACAAACUCCUUGUAUCCAGGCUCACCAUGCCUACGGCUGGUAACAAGAAGGCUCCUACACCUCAGAUUUCUUCUUUAACAAGCGAAUCAUAUACACAGCUGGAUUUUUUACCUGAUAAACUUAGAGAAAAGCUGCUACCAUUCCAGAAAGAUGGCGUCAUUUUUGCCCUCAGAAGAGACGGCAGGUGUAUGGUGGCAGACGAAAUGGGGCUAGGGAAGACAAUCCAGGCAAUUGCAGUUGCUUACUUCUACAAAGAGGAGUGGCCUCUGCUGAUAGUCGUCCCUUCAUCUCUGAGGUACCCUUGGACAGAAGAACUAGAAAAAUGGAUCCCAGAACUAGAGCCACAGGAGAUCAAUAUCAUCAUGAACAAAACUGACAUUGGGAGAAUAUCAACCAGCAGAGUGACCAUUCUAGGCUAUGGUCUCCUAACCACAGACGCAGAGACUUUGAUAGGUGCACUGAACAGCCAGAACUUCAGAGUCGUGAUAGUGGAUGAAUCACACUACAUGAAGUCCAGAACUGCUGCCCGCAGCAAGAUUCUCCUGCCGCUGGUGCAGAAAGCCCAGCGAGCCAUUCUUCUUACGGGAACCCCAGCUCUAGGAAGGCCUGAGGAGCUUUUCAUGCAGAUUGAGGCUCUCUUCCCACAAAAAUUUGGAACUUGGAUCGAGUACGCUAAAAGAUACUGCAAUGCACACAUCAGAUACUUUGGUAAAAGGCGUCAGUGGGAUUGCAGAGGGGCAUCAAACCUUGGUGAUCUUCACCAGCUACUAAGUGACAUCAUGAUCAGAAGAUUGAAGAGUGAAGUCUUAAGCCAGCUGCCCCCUAAAGUCAGACAACGUAUUCCAUUUGACCUUCCACCAGCAGCUGUCAAGGAACUGAAUGCCAGCUUUGAAGAAUGGCAAAAACUAAUGAGAGCUCCAAAUUCAGGUGCCGUGGAGGUUAUGGGGUUGAUAACGCGCAUGUUUAAACAGACUGCAAUUGCCAAGGCAGGUGCGGUGAAGGACUAUAUUAAGAUGUUGCUCCAGAAUGAGUCACUUAAAUUUCUGGUCUUUGCUCACCAUUUAACUAUGCUCCAGGCGUGCACAGAAGCCGUCAUCGAAAACAAGGCUCGUUACAUCAGGAUAGAUGGAAGUGUUCCAUCUUCAGAAAGGAUUCACCUGGUUAAUCAAUUUCAGAAGGACCCCGAUACUCGUGUGGCCAUCCUGAGCAUUCAGGCUGCUGGCCAGGGUCUGACGUUUACUGCUGCAAGUCACGUUGUCUUCGCUGAGUUGUACUGGGACCCUGGACAUAUCAAACAAGCUGAAGACCGCGCUCACCGAAUCGGACAGUGCAGUUCUGUGAAUGUUCACUAUCUUAUUGCAAACGGUACUCUGGACAGCCUGAUGUGGGCGAUGCUGAAUCGAAAGGCUCAGGUCACUGGGAGCACACUGAAUGGCAGGAAGGAGAAACUCCAGGCUACAGAAGAAGACAAGGAAAAGUGGGGUUUUCUGCAGUUUGCUGAAGCAUGGACCCCAAGUGACAGUUGUGAAGAGCUCAGCAAGGAUGCUGUGUUCACUCAUUUUGAAAAAGAAAAACAACAUGAUAUUCGAUCAUUCUUCUCACCAAAAUCGACAAAGAGACAGUUGGAAACAUCCAGGACAAUCAAGGAGAAGACUGCAGUGGCCCCAGGCCCUGGCAAAGUGACUGCAGAUGAUAGCACUGAUGACAGAAAUGGUUCUGAACCUGAAGCUAAAAGAUUGAAGACCCUCAGCACCAAGGACCCCAGCAGUACACUGGAGGAAAGACCACCCUUGCAAGCCAGAGCCACAUCCAUGGACGUCCCUGAGGUCAAGUCCCCACUGGCCUCCCCAGCCCUUCCCGAGAAGGGGUGGCAGUGUGGCUUCUGCACAUUCAUCAAUAACUUAGUCCUUCCUUACUGUGAGAUGUGUGAGAACCCUCGGGGCAGAGCUGCUGGCCUCAAUCGUAUGCAGGAUAACAAUAAAAAUGGGGAUGGUGAUUCUCAGAAAAACACCUCCAGAAAUGAUCAGGCUAGUUUGGACUGUGUAAAGGAACGUCCCAGACAGCCAGAACCUGAGCAGUUGGCUAAGAGCAAGGAAGAAACAUGGAAAGGUGAGAGGAGGGACAGACUGACAUCCCAGGCAGGGAAUGAGCAAAAGAAUGAUUUGGGCACCCUGCCGGUGUGUGAGACCUUUAUGUUUUGUGCCAGUAAAAACACAGACCGGAUCCACCUCUAUACCCAGGAUGGAAAACCGAUGAACUGUAAUUUCAUUCCUUUGGAUAUAAAGUUAGACCUUUGGGAAGACUUGCCAGCAAGGUUUCAGCUAAAACAGAAUCGCUCACGGAUUCUGAGGCUUGUCCGAGAGUGGGAUAGCCUGACAGCCAUGAAGCAGAAGAUGAUCAGGAAAAGUGGGCAGCUGUUCUGCAGCCCAGUCCUGGCCUUGGAAGAGAUCACAAAGCAGCAGGCCAAAGAAAACAGUACUAAAAGAUAUAUCACUAAAGAAGAUGUUGCCACGGCCUCCAUGAAUAAAGUGAAAACCGAAGGGGGCCACAUCCGUCUGAUCACUAAGGAGUCCAGGCCACAGGACCCUUCUGUAAAAAAGCUUGACAGAGCCUGUGUCCCAUUUCCAAAACCCUGCCCGGCUGAUCUCGCUCUUGAGCCAUCCCCAUCCAAAGGCUACAUUCAGGCUGUGGAUAAGGAAGGAAGGCCGCUCUGUCUCCGCUGCCAGCAUCCCUCCUGCCAGCCUGAGCAAGGGUCCAGCGCCUGGGACUCACGGUUCUGCUCCCUGAAAUGUCAGGAGGAAUUCUGGAUCCGAUCUAAUAACAGUUACCUGAGAGCCCAGGUGUUUGCAGCAGAACAUGGCGUGUGUCAGCUCUGCGGGGUGAAUGCACAGGAACUCUUUCUGCGAGUGAGAGAUGCCCCUAAAAGUCAGAGGAAGAGUCUUCUAGAUGCCACCUGGACUGAAAAGCUCCCACUGGAGCAGCUAAAUGAAAUGCUAAGAAACCCAGGAGAAGGCCACUUCUGGCAGGUGGAUCACAUCAAGGCAGUGUAUGAGGGAGGGGGACAGUGCUCCCUGGACAACCUGCAGACUCUCUGCACCGUGUGCCACAAGGAGAGAACUGCCCAGCAAGCCAAAGAAAGAGGUCAGGCGAGACGACGCUCCCUGGCAAUGAAGCACGGGUCAGACAUCACUCGUUUCCUGGUGAAGAAGUAGCGGAGUAAACAGAGCAAAUGGCCUGCAGGUAGAUGGGCUGACAAGAUGUCUCUUUGUGUUUGUCUAGUAUUUUAAGAGUGAAAAGUUUUUAAAUAUCAUCAAGAGCUAGAAUUUAGACUUUGUGCUAGUACUCUCAAAAUUAAGCAGCUAGCAGAAACAGGAGUGAUGGGAGGCGUUUCUGUGGUCUGCGGACUUCAUGUAGGUUGUCAAUCAUGUUUUGGGAAGACUUUGUUCAGCUUUUGUUUCCCCUUAUACACCCUCAUCGCUGCCUUGUGCAUGUAAUAUGUGAUAAAUAUAUUCCCAAUACCUGCCAGUUGCUUCUUGGUUAGUAUUAGUUCUGGAUUAUGGGGUAUAAAUGGAAAUUCCAGAAAAAUCAGGGACAUUUUGGAAGAAAGCCAUCAUUACUAUGGAAUUCUGGACCGGACAUGGCUAGCCUGCCUCCUGGAAAAGAGCUUCCAAAACAGGCUUGUGUGUGUUUGGGAGGUUGCCUUCUUCUGCACCAGCCAUCUUUCUUGAAAAGAUAAUUUUGUAAAUAAACUAAUUUUGACAAUG